Messenger RNA from Camelina sativa (false flax), 1001 nucleotides. Lineage: Eukaryota; Viridiplantae; Streptophyta; Magnoliopsida; Brassicales; Brassicaceae. The record is from RefSeq and is a predicted model, not a curated record.
UUUCUCCACGUUCUCCCUAGGAAACUGACUAGUCUCUCAAAUUCUCAAUAUAAAGCUGAGAUCGAAGCCCUCUCUCCUUGGGUCCUUCGAUUUUAACCUCCUCUCUUGUCAGUUCUCUCUUCCUGAUCUCGCUGUAGGCUCUUCCACUACCUUCGAUUUCAAGAUGCGCCCACCAAUCAACAUUGGUGGUCGUUCGUAUGGACAAUCAUCGAGUUCUCAAGCUGCUGGUUUUCAAAGAACUUUGCCUCCUAGAAUUUUGAAUCCCCCAGCUGCAAUCGUUGAACCAGUUGAGCAGAUGGAAGAAAAUUUACCUGUGCAACGUGAUGUUCGAGUGCUUGAUCCGGCUCGAAGAAAUGGAGCUAUAUGGUUCAAAAACAACACCGAAGUAUCAACUCGUGUUAGGAAAAUCAUUGAAGGGAAUUUCAAAGGAGCGUGGUAUAGCUGGGGAAAAGUGCUGCAGUACUAUAGAGAUGCUUGGUUUUCAACAUUUAAGACAAGGUUUCGGUGGGAUCCCACGAUUGAGCAUCUAGUUAAAGCCAACUUUGAUGCACUUGCUGCUACUCGUCUCAAAGGAAUGGUUAGUCUUGCAAAGUCCAAGGGAAAACAACCUGAGUGGAUUCUGUCUGAACCAUUGGGAAAAUAUGGUAGAUUACUGGAAGACUCCAAAAGCCAAAGAAAAAAAGCGAAAAAGCUCGUUCUUCACGAUUAUUUAGUCGUGAUGGUUUAGGUCCACAUUGUCACAGAGCGGGAUCACGUUCUUAUGCAAAAGUGAAAGAUGUUUUGGAAGCAAAUAAUGAAGACUCUUCCUUCAUUGCUGUGAUGAGAAAAACACACCAAAAAUCCGAUGGGUCAUAUGUUGAUGAGAGAGCGCGACUAAUUGCUGAAGCGUAUGAUGAACAUCUUCUAGAACGCUUGGCACAAAUGGAGUCCUCUAAUGGAGAGGUUUUGACAAUGGAUUCUCUGACCAUCGAGGAGAAAAAUGACAUCUAUGUUAAGGUAGC